UUAUGUCCUAUUUGCCGCAAGAUGGUAAAUUUUCUAAUUAUGUCACGUCCAAUAUAAGUCAUUUUGCUAAUUAUUACAAAUUUUUAUUUGUUUUCACGUCAAUUUACAAAAUAAUUUUAUUCGUAAAUUUGAGCAGUACAAAGUCGACCAAAAAAAUCUAUGUUAUUUAUUAUUAUUAUGUAAAACUCGACGUUUGUAUUCUUACCCAUUAUCUGUCAUUACGACUUAAGUAUAUGUUUGUAAUUUUAGUAUCAUAUUAGCAUACCGUCUUAUAAAAUUGUUUGUCAUUUAAAUUGUAUAUUACAGAGUUAAUUUAAUAGAAAAUUCGAG
Molecule: messenger RNA, 330 nt
Organism: Rhizophagus irregularis DAOM 181602=DAOM 197198
Lineage: Eukaryota; Fungi; Glomeromycota; Glomeromycetes; Glomerales; Glomeraceae
Source: RefSeq, a predicted model, not a curated record